Truncatella angustata is the source of this 891-nucleotide messenger RNA. RefSeq names its product putative hydrolase, carbon-nitrogen family. Gene Ontology annotation, molecular function: hydrolase activity, acting on carbon-nitrogen (but not peptide) bonds, in linear amides. NCBI's taxonomy places the organism in Eukaryota, Fungi, Ascomycota, Sordariomycetes, Amphisphaeriales, Sporocadaceae. The transcript has 2 exons. The record is from RefSeq and is a predicted model, not a curated record. Bases 1 to 891 code for a protein of 296 amino acids.
AUGGCACCAAUUGUCAAGGUAGCUCUUGUGCAGCUAAACCCAAAGGCCAUUGCGCCAGCCGAGAACUUCGCCAAGGCCGAAUCAUUUAUUAGAGAUGCUGCAUCUCAGGGGGCCCAAUUAGCUGUGCUUCCAGAGUACCAUCUCACGUCCUGGGUGCCAGAUGAUCCCAGCUUCAAGCAAUCGUGUGUCGAUUCCCAGAAGUACCUCGUCAAGUAUCAAGAGCUGGCAAAGGAGCUCAGCAUCUGCAUCGUACCUGGUACGAUUGUGGAAUCAGCGAAGGAUAACGACGAGGAUGCCCUACUCAACGUCGCAUAUUUUGUAUCGUCCGACGGCACAAUAGCCGGUCGAUACCAGAAGAAGAAUCUCUGGCAUCCUGAACGUCAUCAUCUCGUCUCGUCGGCACAUGAACCGCACGAAGCUUUUGAUACCCCACUUGGCCGAGUCGGGAUGCUCGUCUGUUGGGAUCUCGCAUUCCCUGAAGGCUUCCGGGAACUCAUCUCAGAUGGUGCGAACAUGAUCGUAGUGCCCUCCUUCUGGACCAUGAAGGAUGUCACAGACGAGGCUUACGCACUGAACUCCGAUGGCGAAGCUGUGUUCCUCAACAGCACGGUUGUGACCAGAGCCUACGAGAACACCUGCGCCGUUGUAUUCGUGAACGCGGGUGGCCCAGCAGAAAGGGGCGAGAAGACUAACUACGCAGGACUAAGCCAGGUAGCAGCACCCCAUGUGGGCUCUCUUGGUCGCAUGGGCAGAGCCGAAGGAAUGAAUAUCGUGGAUCUGGACCUGGACAUUCUCAGGAUCGCCGAAGACAACUACAAAGUACGCGAAGACAUGCAGCGCGAGGGUUGGCACUAUGCAUACACACGGAUCAGAGAAGGUGGGAAGCUAUGA